ACUUAGCGGACAUCGCCUCCUCGAGCAAACACACAGUCCAGGUCUCGCCUGUAGCCAUGAAUACGCUGGCACCCCGUCUUCCCAUCGAGGUGUGCGAGAACGUCAUCGACCACUGUAUCAGCCGCGUGGACGCAGAACAUCACGAAGACGUAUUCGAAUCCUACGGGGCGCUCCUGGCUUUCUCGCUCACCUGCCGGAAUCUUUUACCUCGCAGCCGCCGCAAUCUGUACGCGGUCGUGAUGUUUACCGGUAGCGACCAGGUGGACGCACUGUGUACGACUCUCACCCGCCCCAGAAGGGCUGGUUGUUCGAUUCCUACUGGAUAGCGGCGUGCUUGCAUCUCCAAAACCCUCGGACGUUUGUGUUUACGCUCCCGGCGGGCCCGCACUCGGGCUCAAAUACCAUACGGUGCACGCCGGACUGGUGGAGGCAGGAAAUACAGGCGCGGCUCAAGUCGUCGAAGGUGCAGGUGCUUGUCGAACUUACCGCAGAUAACGUAGAUACGUUGUGGCCAUGCCCCUGGCUAGAGGAGGACGCAGAAGACUGGCUGGGCAUCGACACCUGGGAAUAUCCUGAGUACAUUCCAGUUAUAACUUACGCUUCGCCGCUUGAGACGGAGGAGGAACUUCAAGGUUACGACUCCGAUAGCACGACGUCUACGGACAGUGGGUCGGAGCUGUUAUAGAUGGCGCCAGUGUAGACAACGCCUUGCCAUUCUUCUCCGGGAAAGUUCCUACUAGGAAAAUGGAGCAAACUAUAGCGCAUUAGCAUGUGCGGGACGGGCAUGAUGGAACACGGAACGAAGGGACAGUCCACAUCGAAAGCCAACGCAGGUCGCGGUCUUCCGCUUCACUGAUUCGAAAUGAAUGCACUAUAUUCAG
Messenger RNA from Trametes versicolor FP-101664 SS1, 881 nucleotides. RefSeq lists its product as uncharacterized. The transcript has 4 exons. The coding region runs from base 57 to 326 and encodes 89 amino acids. The record is from RefSeq and is a predicted model, not a curated record. Lineage: Eukaryota; Fungi; Basidiomycota; Agaricomycetes; Polyporales; Polyporaceae.